AUGCCUCGCGCGUGGGAAGAGUACGCAGCCGGCGGUGAGAACCCUAGCGCGUUCAUGCGAUCACCGACUGGAGCGCCUUACAAGAUAGUCUCCAUCGAAGGCAAAGGCCGCGGUGUCGUUGCAACCCGCGACAUCAAAGCUGGCGAGAUCGUUCUGCAGGAGUCACCCGUCCUGAUUAUGCCACACCCCGAUUUUGUGCCGCUGAUCUUCCUCCUCUUACCCAAGGAGGCCCUGGAAGCUAUCUUGCUCUUGCAUAACGCGCGACCUAACGAAAUGCGGUUCACGAAGGAGAGAGGAGACAACGCCCACAACAGGCUCCUAGAUACACUCAUGGGUUGCGUAAACUCUAAUUCAUUCAAAGGGGAGGCGUCAUUUGGUCCAAUUGGAAUGGUUCUUUUGACUGGAUCCAUGUUCAAUCACGAAAGUAACUCAAACGUCAGGAGGCAUUGGGAUCAGCAGCUGGAGCAGAUGGUGUUCAAGACCGUUCGAGAUGUCAAGGAGGGCGAGGAGUUCACGGUCCAUUACUCCGACUCUGCAGAGGAUCUGAAGAAGUACGGUAUCUGA
Messenger RNA from Alternaria ventricosa, 564 nucleotides. RefSeq lists its product as uncharacterized. The record is from RefSeq and is a predicted model, not a curated record. The transcript is spliced from 2 exons. Gene Ontology annotation, molecular function: histone H3K37 methyltransferase activity; protein binding. Lineage: Eukaryota; Fungi; Ascomycota; Dothideomycetes; Pleosporales; Pleosporaceae. The coding region runs from base 1 to 564 and encodes 187 amino acids.